Messenger RNA from Megalobrama amblycephala (Wuchang bream), 2751 nucleotides. RefSeq lists its product as uncharacterized. Gene Ontology annotation, molecular function: protein binding; deSUMOylase activity. The transcript is spliced from 14 exons. The record is from RefSeq and is a predicted model, not a curated record. Gene Ontology annotation, cellular component: nucleus. Bases 382 to 1596 code for a protein of 404 amino acids. Lineage: Eukaryota; Metazoa; Chordata; Actinopteri; Cypriniformes; Xenocyprididae. Gene Ontology annotation, biological process: protein desumoylation.
UUUUUUUUUUUUUUUUUUUUUUUUUUUUCCCAGCCAUAUGAUGGCCGGCUUUGUGCAAACACUCCUGAGCACAUCCAGGCUGCAGCAGAAAAACGACUUGAAGUCCGGUUCCCAUGGGUGACAAGUGUUGGCUUCUCAUCAAGAACAGUCUCUGGAAAUGAGACCGCCAAUUCUUCUGACCGAUUCUCCUUACUGCAUCCUGUGACAGGAACCAAUGCAAGAUUCUCCUUGUAUGAUCGCUUCCAUCAGAAAAAUCAAAGGAGACAAGAGGAGAUUUUGAGGAGUUUGAAAUUGGCCCCACAUUUGGCUGCUCUUGUCAAUUCCUCCGUAGCAGAACAGCUAAACCGGGAGUUGUCUUCUAGCAAGUACUCGUUGUGUCAAAUGAAAGAUGAACAUUAUAUGUUCUCUCUUCGACUGUACUUUCAUCUUCACAACAAAAGGAUUAAUGACAAAUACACCCAAACUUUGAAGAUGCGAGCAAAGCAAUCCGUCCACAUUGGCCUACAUGGUAAACUGACAUUCAGGAGUGAAGGCAGUACCACAGCAGUUCCAGAAGUUUCAACAAGUUCACGAGAGCCUGACACUGACUGCUGGGGACGGACAGAUAUACGUGCCAGGAUGGAGAUCCCAGAUUUCCAGUUGCAAAACCAGCCAAACCCACUGUUGGAUCAUGUUUUGGAUGAGACCCAAUCACCGGAAGAGAUCAUAGGUGCAGUGGGUACCACAGUGUUGAAAAGAUUGGAUUUGAUGUCUUUAGGAUUGAACCAGGAAGUGGAGGCAACAGUGGUGAAUUGUUGCCUUUCUCAGUUAACCAUAAUUUCUGCACAAAAGGGCAAGGAUGUUCAUGCUGUCAAUUCAUAUGUAGUGGCCACUUGGCAACCACCUUUAAAUUGUGACCCGUUUCUGUCCCUGCCUGUUGAUGCUUCCUCAAAAGACUGCAUCAUUUUUCCUCUGUGCAAGUCAAGUCACUGGACCCUGUGUGAUGUUCCAACACAGUCAGCAUCUGUGGAUUGCGGUGUAUUCAUGCUAAUGUAUGCAUUGUAUAUGGCACUUAACUGGAAGUUUGACUUCACUCAGCAUGAUAUGUCCCAUAUCAGGAGGUGGUGGGUGAAUCUGAUCUUAUCUAAAAUGACACAUGGAAGAAAGAAGCGGUGCACAUCAGCCAUGUUGGAAGCAUUUAAGGAGGAGAAACGGCAGGAGAAAGAAGUGCAGAACAUCGUAAUCUUGAUGUUGCCAGAUGCUGUCCUGUUGGAUAUUCUUCUUCACGUGGUCCUGGAGGAGGGCGAUGUUGCGUUACUGAAUCCGUCUUUGGUUUGUUCCAAAUUCAGAAGUCUGGUGGAUACGGACUCCUUUCGAAAGAGGGCACACUUCUGCUGGCUUGACAGUGUAACUAAAUGGAGAACAAAGUCUGAGCCAUUCCCGGAAUUUUACAAAAUGUACACACUGCAGCCCUGUAGACACUGCAAUGAGGUUUACAAGAACUGCUUACCAGGCUAUGUUGGAAGAGGAAAACGAGGAGAGAUGCAAGGCUUUUACUCGGAAAACACCCAUCCAGGGUUUUGCAGUGAUUGGUGCAUGAUGCUGGAGGAGGAAUAACUCUGUAUAACUCAUCAGUUCUGUUCUGAAAGUCUUGUAAAUACCUCAGGAUAGGUGUUUGUGAUUUCUGAUUAACCUUUUUUUUUUUUUUUUUUUUUUUGUCUACUUGCUUACUGGAUGUAUUUUAUACUGUUUACAAGGUAUGUUGUCAUAGUCAGUGCUAUACAAAGUCUGUUACAAAUGUAAUGGAUACUUUAUUUUUAUAUAUGUGUCACGAUCACCGUCUGUUCCUGUCACAUCCCGGACUACAUUUCCCAUGAUCCUCCAUUGCUUAUCACCUGCACUCACUUCACAAUCACUCCACACUAAUCACCACACCCAGCUGCCACACAUUACCUGGACUAUAAAGGACUCAUACACACACCACCUCACCGCGAAGUCUUGAUUACCCUGUGUGUCAAUUCUAAGCGUUUCCCUGUGUUUAUCCUGUUUCCCUGUCUGUUCCUGUUCCUGCCUUUGACCCUUGCCUUGCCAUCCUGUUCUGUGAAUGUUAUCUGCCUGCCUCGAUCUACUGCCUGUACCCUGACUACGAUUCUGCCUAGCCCUUGCUGUUCCUGUUGCCCCUGCUUAGACCCUGCCUGUACGACCACGCUUACCACUGUAAAUAAAAGCUUGCAUAUGGAUCUUACCAUGAGUCCCGCUUCGUAACAGAAGACUUCGCCCACUACGAUCCAGCAGCUUCUACAAGCGUUUCCAGCCUCAGAAUGGACCCAGCUAUAUGUCUCAUCCACCUUCGUCAAGGUAAUAGUUCCCUGGAGGACCACAUUCAGAAGUUUCUGGAUAUUGCCCAUUAUGCAGACUGGCCUGACUGUGCUCUUAUAGACUUUUUUUGCGAUGGCAUAAACCAACCCCUUCAGAAUAAACUGAGACAAGAGGGACCACGUUCCUCACUUACUUGUUUUAUGGACUAUGCAUUGUUGACUGUUGGUUCUCUGUUUACUGUGGGUGUCGCGGAGGAACGCGAUUCCUCGUCUGGUUGUGUAAUGGCCGCCGCGCCAGUUGACACUCACAAAAUGGCGGUUACCACAAUAACAGAGCCAAGUCACGCCUUCGCUGAUCGCCCAGAGCAACGUCACGUCUCCGCUGAUCGCCCAGAGCAACGUCACGUCUCCGCUGAUCGCCCAGAGCAACGUCACGUCUCCGCUGAUCGCCCAG